Vicugna pacos (alpaca) is the source of this 1014-nucleotide messenger RNA. The record is from RefSeq and is a predicted model, not a curated record. NCBI's taxonomy places the organism in Eukaryota, Metazoa, Chordata, Mammalia, Artiodactyla, Camelidae.
AUGCGAGUCACCGAGUCCCGAGCCCUCCUUCUACUGCUCUCAGGGUCCCUGGCCCUGUCCCCGACCUGGGCUGGGUUCCACUCGCUGAGGUAUUUUCACAUUUUGCAAACCCGGCCCAGCCUCGGGAAGGACUUCUAUGCAUCUGUGGGCUAUUUGGACGACACGCAGUUCGUUCGGUACAAUAGCGACCUCUCGAAUCCGAGGGUGGAGCCACGCGCGCGGUGGAUGGAACGGGAGCGGCCAGACUAUUGGGACUGGCAAACUGCCAAAGCCAAAGAACAUGCUCAGGUUUCACGAUCAAACCUGAAGGUGAUCGUUGGCAACCACAACCAUAGCGAGUCUGAUUCCCACAGCCUCCUUUGGUUGUCUGGCUGCGACGUGGGACCGGACGGGCGCAUUGUUCGAGGGUAUGAGCAGUUUGCGUACGACGGUGCGGAUUACAUCUCCCUGAACGAGGACCUGCGCUCCUGGACUGCGGUGGGCACGGUGGCUCAGAUCAUCCGGCACAAGUGGGAGGCGGAGGAAGUAGCUGAACAGUACCGCGCAUACUUGGAGACCGAGUGCGUGGACUGGCUCCGCAAGUACCUGGAGAAGGGGAAGGAGACGCUGCAGUAUUCAGUUCCUCCAGAGACACAUAUAACCCAUCACCCCAUCGCUGACCAUAAGGUCACCCUGAGGUGCUGGGCCCUGGGCUUCUACCGGGCAGAGAUCACUCUGACCUGGCAGCGUGAUGGGGAGGACCUGAUCCAGGACAUGGAGCUUGUGGAGACCAGGCCUGCAGGGGAUGGGACCUUCCAGAAGUGGGCGGCUGUGGUGGUGCCUUCUGGAGAGGAGCAGAGAUACAAGUGCCAUGUGCAGCACGAGGGGCUACCUGAGCCCAUCACCCUGAGAUGGGAACCAGAGCCUCAGUCGAACACCUUCAUCUUGGUAUGCAUUAUCUUAGUUGUCCUUGGAGUCGUGACCAUUGGAAUUGCAAGAGUGAUCUGGAACAGAAGUGCUCACAGGGAGUGGUGA